Molecule: messenger RNA, 3716 nt
Organism: Vicugna pacos (alpaca)
Lineage: Eukaryota; Metazoa; Chordata; Mammalia; Artiodactyla; Camelidae
Source: RefSeq, a predicted model, not a curated record
CUUGAACUCGGGUUCAGGUGGGUUCUCCCGGGGGGAGCACAGAAGGAGACCUUCAGGGAAGACCAGCAAGGUGACGUUCCAGGGUCAGAAGCGGACACUUCCCCCAGACACUUGCCGGGGCUGCGCCACGUCCCACGCAGACCUGCUCCCCCGCCCCGCCGCGCCCUCCCGCGCCGAGGGGGGAGCAGCGGACUCCCGUCGUCUUCCGUAUCCAGCAUGCGAUUGACUUUUUCAUAACUUACGACUAGUCUAUGAAACGAUCAUAUUUACUCCGUUGCUUUUUUAAUGGAGGUCGAUGGGCUUAACGAUUUCCUCCGUCAAGUCAUUUACUUCUGAGCCAAUAGAUAACGCCUUCGUCACAGUGUUCUGGGGGGAAAGUAACUAUGCGUUUGUUCUGCAGAUGCCCAAGUCCCUCUGAAUCGUGCAGAUUGGUGCUGAGCACGCAACAAAAGUUUCUAGCUUCCCCUCAGUUUCUGGUGCUUCGCAGGGAAGAGGAAAGGACCCUGGCGUUAAAUUCCAGACGCGGCCAGGGAACCACCUCCUGUAACUUUCCUUCUCUGUUACCAUUUGCAAUGAAGAGAAAACAGAAGAGGUUUCUGCAGAUGACUCUGUUGUUCAUGGUGGCUUUAAUUUUCCUGCCCAAUGUCGGUCUCUGGUCUCUGUACAAGGAGAAGCACCUGGUGAAGUCUGCGGAGCCCGGGGAGCAGCAGACAUUUCCACUGGGCCUGGGAGAUGGGCAAUUCUAUGCAUGGACAGAUGGUUUGAGAAGAAAGGACUGGCAUGACUAUGAGAGCAUUCAGAGAGAGGCUAUGCGCUCAGGGAAGGGCGAGCAUGGGAAACCCUACCCGCUCACCGAAGAGGACCACGAUGACUCAGCUUACAGGGAAAAUGGGUUCAACAUAUUUGUCAGCAACAAUAUUGCUCUGGAGAGGUCCCUCCCGGACAUCCGCCACGCCAACUGUAAGCACAAGAUGUACCUGGAAAGGCUGCCGAACACCAGCAUUAUCAUCCCCUUCCACAACGAGGGCUGGACGUCGCUCCUGCGGACCAUUCACAGCAUCAUCAACCGGACCCCGGAGAGUCUGGUAGCGGAAGUCAUCCUGGUGGACGACUUCAGUGACAGAGAACACCUGAAGGAUAAGUUGGAAGAAUACAUGGCCCGCUUUUCCAAAGUCAGGAUUGUUCGCACCAAGAAAAGGGAAGGGCUCAUCCGGACCCGACUCCUGGGGGCGUCCCUGGCCAGGGGAGAGGUCCUGACCUUCCUGGACUCCCACUGCGAGGUCAACGUCAACUGGCUGCCCCCGCUGCUCAACCAGAUUGCACUGAACCACAAAACCAUCGUGUGCCCCAUGAUCGAUGUCAUUGACCACAAUCACUUCGGGUACGAGGCCCAAGCCGGGGAUGCCAUGCGGGGCGCCUUCGACUGGGAAAUGUACUACAAGAGAAUCCCCAUCCCCCCCGAGCUGCAGCGGGCGGAUCCCAGCGACCCUUUCGAGUCUCCCGUGAUGGCUGGAGGUCUCUUUGCUGUGGACCGAAAGUGGUUUUGGGAGCUGGGUGGCUACGACCCCGGCUUGGAGAUCUGGGGCGGGGAGCAGUAUGAGAUCUCCUUCAAGGUCUGGAUGUGCGGAGGAGAGAUGUUUGACGUCCCGUGUUCCCGAGUCGGUCACAUCUACAGGAAGUACGUCCCUUACAAAGUUCCCUCUGGGACCAGCCUGGCAAGAAACCUGAAGCGGGUGGCGGAGACCUGGAUGGACGAGUUCGCCGAGUUCGUCUACCAGCGGCGCCCCGAGUACCGGCACCUGUCCACCGGGGACCUCUCGGCCCAGAAGGAGCUGCGCAGACAGCUCAAGUGCAAGGACUUCAAGUGGUUCAUGGCGGCCGUGGCCUGGGACGUGCCCAAGUACUACCCUCCGGUGGAGCCCCCGCCCGCGGCCUGGGGGGAGCUUCGAAACGUGGCGGCGAAUCUCUGCGUGGACAGCAAGCACGGGGCCACGGGCACGGAGCUGAGGCUGGAUGUCUGCGUCAAGGACGGUUCUGAAAGGACGUGGUCCCACGAGCAGCUCUUUACCUUCGGCUGGAGAGAAGACAUUCGCCCUGGUGAGCCGCUGCACACCCGGAAGUUCUGCUUCGACGCCAUCUCACACAGCAGCGCGGUCACCCUGUACGACUGUCACGGCAUGAAGGGGAACCAGCUCUGGGGACACCGGAAGGACAGAACAUUAUUCCAUCCUGUGAGCGACAGCUGCAUGGAUUGCAACCCUGCAGAGAAGAAGAUUUUCAUGGCCAGAUGUGACCCCCUGUCCGAGACGCAGCAGUGGAUUUUUGAACAUAUUAAUAUGACUGUUUUAGAAAAAUUUAACUACCAUGCCAGCUCCUAGAAAGAAACAAAGGAAGAAGGAAAGAGUGGUUACCUACAGAUUAUGAGAACUAAAUUUUAGCCAGCAUCUGGGUCGAAGGAGUCAGGAAUAGCAUUUCCUAGAUCCAGGAAGCCUGGUUGGAAGAUUUGCCAAUGCCGUGUCAAAGAGGCUGCCCUGAACAACUUCCCGCACCUGAAGAAAUUGGCUGAGACCCUCACCAGCUGCUUCUGAGAACUUGAGACGAGCAGUGAGCUCCCUUGCUGGCCAAGGGCAAAGAUUAUUUAGGGACCUUUCCAAACACCUGCUGAGUUAAUAAAUCCUAGCAUUUCUCAGGUCAAAUCCUGCAGUAGUGAGUAGCUAUGAAUGGAUCCUAUUAAGUGGGUGGGUGGGGGGAGGGAUAGAGGUGGAGCGCGUGACGAUCUGAUAACCUGAGGAUGGACACCGUGGGUCCAGAACUAGCCAUUCUCCAACCAGAAUGGGUCAAAAGUUCUGCACAAGAUUCUAGAGUGCUCAUACCAUUCUGUUUAUCGUUUUAUUUUGAAAUGAGAGUGUGCUAUCUAAGACAAAUUACAUCACAAAAUGACAUCACGAAAUGGACUUCCAGCGGUCCCAUGCUUUGGUUUUCGUGUGCCAUUUUCCUCUAACAGCAGAGGUAACUUACUGGCCACAAAAGUUCGUGCCCCAUAAAUCAGCUGAAGUUCAAAUUCAGUGCCCGUGUAUGAAUCCAGUUUAAAAACAAAAACCAAACGAAACAAAAAUCUAUGCUACCCAGUUACUCCAAAGAGAAAGAUUUCAUGGAUGCAGCAAAACCCAGUAAGGUUUAGGAGAGGAAUUUCCCCAGGAAAUCUACUUUUACUUUUCUAUUAUUUUUAGAAUUUUAAAAGUCUGCUGCUUGUCCUGUCAUAGUUUUAUUAAGGAAGGAAAUGGAGUGGGGUUGAUGUAACCUGUUUAGGAGAUCCUUAAAUCCAAAUAAAUCUACACUCCAAGUGACGACUGAAAAUGGCUUGGCACACUUCAGUGAUGCAGAGAGCUGGUUUGGUUUUGCCCUGGGUUGGGUGUUCUGGUUAUUUUUUUGGCUUUAUGUUGUGGAUGUUAAUAAUGUUUCUGUUCUCUUUGGAAGCACACAGAAGGAAUUUCCAUUAAUAAAGUGCUUCUGAUCCCAUUUUCUGUUAAUGGGACAAUAUUUCAGGAAUGAAGAAAGGGAUGAUUAAAAAACUAAAUGGAACAUUUAACCCUUGAAAGAACUGUUUUACUUUUCAGUAACAACGGGGGUGGGGGAGGACUAUACAGGGAUCAAGGUGAGUCUCUCGAGGACAGAAUCAUGUUUUGUUUUGUUUUGUUUGAAUCAUAGUUGUUAUA